AUGUUGGGAGGGAAGGACAUCAAGGAAAAGAUUCAAUUGGAGGAGAAUGUCAAACAUGCAUUUGCGGUGAGGCUUAAGAACCUCAUCGCAGAGGUACACGUUUUAAAGGAAGGGAAGGUGGAGCAGCAGCAGGAAAAAUUAGAGAGAGAAAAGAAAGCGGAGCAACUGAGGGAAAGGAGAAAAAAGGAAAGAGAGUCGAGAAUAAGAAAAGAGGAUGGCACAAAAGGGAAAGGUAGGACAAAAGGGCUGUCUGAUUGGAGCAGGUCCAGUGAGGAGAAUGAAGAGGACGAUGAUAGCUACUUGGAUAGUGAGGAGGAAAAGGAGAAAUGGCAGGAGAGAGAGAAGCGCAGGAAGUUGUCCGGCAUCGUUCCACAGGUCUCGCUGACGAGGGUUGACUUGACAACUGUUGACCCCGAGAAAAGUGUGUACAGUGAGGAUCCGAAGAUUCAGAAAAGGAUGGAAAAGCUGGAAGAGAUGAAAAGGAAGAAGAAAGGGGAACAGAAAGGGGACAUGAUGGAGAGGUGGAAGGAGGUCACCAUCUCGAUCACUGAGUACAUGACUCGGGACGAUGUUAAGAUCACCAAGCAGGCCUCGGGUCAGGUGAUGAGAAGAGUGCUGGACCUCCAACAAAUCGUGGUAGAAUUAAUAGGGGAGAAUAAGGAACUCACAGCAAGGUUGGAUGAAAAAGAAAAAGAAAAUGAAAGGUUGUGGACGGAGAUAAGGAAAGGUGGUAGAAAUAGAAGAGACGAAUUGGAGGUAGCAGCAAGUGAGGAGGAGGCGAUGCAUUGGCAAGAAGAAACAACGGUCGAGGAAAGUAGGAAAAAGGCAAGGAAGACGCAUGCGGUGGUUGUACAGGGAAAAGGCAUUAAGGAACCGGAGGAACUGCAAAAGAAAUUAUGGGGGGUCACUAAAGAUUUAGACAUGAAUGUAGAGAGGGUGAGAAGGAUACGAGAUGGAAAGAUAAUUCUGGAAAUGGCCACGGAGAAAGACAAAAAGAGGAUACUAGAGAAGAGGAGGAUAAUGGAGUCGGGAAUAAAAGCAGAAGAAGUUAAGAAGUAUCGACCGUUGAUGAGGAUAGGAGGAGUAGAAAAGGAGAUGAAGGAUGAAGAGCUGCUAGAGGAGAUCUGGAGGAGGAAUUUCAAAGAACAGCUGACGGAAGAGGACUAUAAGAAGACAGUGAACGUGAAAAUGAGAAUAUGA
This is a messenger RNA of Trichogramma pretiosum, 1200 nucleotides long. RefSeq names its product trichohyalin-like. Lineage: Eukaryota; Metazoa; Arthropoda; Insecta; Hymenoptera; Trichogrammatidae. The record is from RefSeq and is a predicted model, not a curated record. The transcript has a single exon. Bases 1 to 1200 code for a protein of 399 amino acids.